Messenger RNA from Dentiscutata heterogama, 1449 nucleotides. The record is from the annotation of a GenBank genome assembly. Lineage: Eukaryota; Fungi; Glomeromycota; Glomeromycetes; Diversisporales; Gigasporaceae.
AUGUCAGCUUCAGUGAGAGCUUCUCCGGAUUCAUUAGAAACCUUAAGGGCGGUUGCUAAUGAGGAGUAUAUUGCUCUUCUCGAAGCUGAAAAUACAAAGGAUGAAACGAUUAUUAUAAAACUUCAAAACUUCAUACGCAGAAUGCUUGCAUAUAUCGAUUUUAUUCUUUCAUUAUUCAAGAAAGUACCAACAGAGACUUUAUCAGCUGCCAAAUCUUUAAAAUCAAAAAAAGCUGAUAAAAAGCUUAAAAUUUUUAUUGGAACAUGGAACAUGCAUGGAAAACUCCCUCCAUAUAACCUUGCCCCUUUUAUCGAAAAUGUAGACGUUAAACCUUUUAAUGAUAAACAAGGUCUGCCUACCCUUUCUCGAAAAGUUCAACAUCCAUAUCAUAUUCUAGUAAUAGGAACUCAAGAGUGUCAGCAUAAUAUUAAACAUUCAGUAUUAUUUCCUUCAAAAGAGGAAUGGGAGUCAAGAUUAAUUGAUUAUUUGGGAGAUACCUAUGUUUUAGCUGUAUUUGUAUGGCGAGAGUGUGCGGAUUGGGUUCAGGGUUGCCAACAUGAUUCAGUUGCGACUGGAUUGGCAAAUUUGUUUGGGAAUAAAGGUGGUGUUGGUAUUUCAUUAUUAUUUGGUAAUACAUCUCUGUGCUUUAUAAAUAGCCAUUUAGCAGCUCACCAAAGCAAAGUCAAACAACGAAAUAGUGAUGUAAAAAAAAUAUCCAAAGAAUUGAGAUUAAAAGGGUUUAAACCGGAAGAUAAGCUUCAGGUAAAUGUUACUGAUAGGUUUGAUUACACUUUUUGGUUUGGCGAUAUGAAUUACCGUAUUGACUUACCGAGAGAAGAAGUUGACGAAUUAAUUAAUAAAAAAGAUUUAAAAACUCUCCUCUGUUAUGACCAAUUAAGCAAAGAACUUUCAGACUUUUCCUAUUUUUCUAAUUUCAGAGAACAUAAAAUAGAUUUUUAUCCGACGUUUAAAUUUGACAUAACUCAUCGUACAAGUCAUAAUAAUCAGGAACAUCCUCCAUUAUCACGAUAUUCAUCUGCGCCCGCAUUUAUUGAAACAAAUUCGUUGAAAUACGAUUCAGGGCCAAAACAACGUGUACCAAGUUGGACUGAUAGAAUAAUUUUUAAGACACGUUUACCGUCAAAAAAACAUGGAAAGAAAAUUGAGGUUGGAAAAUAUACAAGUCAUAUGAAUGUUGUAGGAUUUUCUGAUCAUAGACCUGUUACUGGUUGUUUUCUCGCAGACUUUGAUUGGAAAUUAGAAAAAGAACUAUUAGAUAUAAAAUUAUCAUUGGAAAGAGAAAGUUUAGAACAAGAUCAAUUGGACAAUGUUAGUAUUAAUAGUGAUAAUAGCAAUAAGAGUGGUAAAUCUGGUUUUAAGAUAAGAGGUAUUGGUGGCACAAAAAAAAAAGGUCCCAGAAAAAAAUUUCUAUUUUUUGGAAAGUUUUAA